GUCGUGGCAUAAAUUAAAUAUAUUCAAAAUCUUCAUUACUGUGUGGUGUUGAUUUGAUAUUUUACCUAUAGUUUUUAACACCAAGUAGGUAAAUAUUUAUUUUCAGUGCAGUAAGGUGGUAAAGUUAAUUUGUUAGCUAUGGAAUUUAAUAUUGAAAUUAAGGAAGAGUGUGUUGAAUAUGAUCAAAGACAUAUUAUAGAGACUCAUCUGUCCACAUCAACAUAUCUGGGACACUUGAAAAUUGAACCAGAAAAUAAAUCAGCUGUGGCAGUAAACACUGGCAUUAAGGAAGAGUUUGUUGGAGGUGACCAAAGAUCUAUAGAUUGUCAGUUAUCUACAUCCUUCGAUCUGGAAUACUUAAAGAAUGAAUCAGAUGAGAAUAACUCAGGUUGUUUCCAUGAGGAUAUGAAAAUUGUGGAAAUACUAGCUGAACAUUCAUCCCAUAAAGAAAAAAAUAACAGUCGACAAGCCAAAGAAUCAACAGUACUAAAUGCAAAUAUUAAACUUGAGACCGAACAACUUGCUCACGCAGGUGAUUCUAGAGAGCAAUUGAAAACGCAAUCUGAGGAAAAACUAUACAAGUGUGAAAUUUGUGGCAAACAGUUUAACCACGCAGGUCAUUGGAAAAAACAUUUGAUGACACACAAUGGAGAAAAACCUUAUAAGUGUGAAAUUUGUUUCAAGCAGUUUUCUCGAACUGGUGAUCUGAAACAACAUAUGAGAAUACAUACUGGAGAAAAACCUUACAAGUGUGAAAUUUGUUUCAAGCAAUUUCCGCGAACAGAUACUUUAAAACAACAUAUGACAAUGCAUUCUGGAAAUAAACCCAAGUGCGAAAUUUGUUUCAAGCAGUUUUCUCAAACAGGUGCUUUGAAAAAACAUAUGAAAUUACACACUAAAAAACCUUAUAAGUGUAAAAUUUGUUUCAAGUUGUUUUCUCAAACAGGUGCUUUGAAAGCACAUAUGAGAAUACAUGCUGGAGAAGAACCUUACGAGUGCGAAAUGUGUUUCAAGAAGUUUUCUCACAAAGGCGAUUUUAGAAAACAUUUGAUGACACACUCUGUGGAAAAACCUUACAAGUGUGAAAUUUGCUAUAAACAGUUUACUGGAGCAAGUAACUUGAAGAAACAUUCGAUAAUACACACUGGUCAAAAACCUUACAAGUGCGAAAUUUGUUUUAAGCGGUUUAAUCAAACAAGUAAUUUAAAAAAACACUUGAUGAUACACACUGGAGAAAAGCCUUACGAGUGUGAAAUUUGUUUCAAGCAGUUUUCUCGAGCAGGUGAUUUGAAGCAACAUAUGAGAAUACAUACUGGAGAAAAACCUUACAAGUGUGAAAUUUGUUUUAAACGGGUUAACCAUGCAGGCAGUUUGAAAAAGCAUCUAAUGAUACACACUGCACAAAAACCUACCAAUAAUUAAAGGUACUACAGUAAAACCUCCGUUAACCGAAAUAAUUGGGGGGAAGGGCGUUUCGGAUAACAAGAAUUUCGGUUAAAAAUAACAUUAUUUUUUUAAACAUUUUUAACAUUUAGUAUUCUUGGUUAAAAUAUUGGUAUUAAAAAAUACUAUGCAGUGAUUUCGUAAUAUUUUUUAAUACGUAAAUACAGAAUAAAGUAUUAAAAUUAAGGAAAAUGAACAAGUUUAACAUGAUUUUUUAAAGAAAUCUUCUAUUUUCUUUUACGUUAUCGUUUGACAACGAUGUUUUGCGCCUAUAUAUCUGUAUCGUUAAUUUGAAGAACGUCGUGAGUUUGCCUCAUUUCAUCGUUCAACGAAACGUAAAGCAAUCUGAAAAGGACAAAACUUUAUACAAUGGCAACAAAAAUUAAGAACCUACUUGUGUCCCUAACUAAUUAGGCCUACUGUAUAAAAUUCUUUUCCUUAAGGCAUUGAAAUCUCAUCGGCGGUCUCAUGCUACCUGUUGUCUGUUGGGUCGUCAUCUUCGUCGUCUGAUACGCUCAGGUUGUCUGGAUGAAGAACCAUAUCAAUGAUGACCUGGUCGAUGAAUUCACUUUCUGAGUCAUCGUCUGCUAACCACUCACGUAUCUCUUCUUAACGUAAAUUUUUUAUUAAAGGUUUAAUUUCUUCUGUCGUUUCUUUAUCAGUUUCUUCUUCAGGAUCGUCAAUCAAAAUCCUAUCAAAAAGUUAGUUCCAGCAUUUUUCCAAAGUUGAAGAUUUGAUCUUGGCCCAGAACUCAGCACACCGAUAAACAACAUGUUUCAUUGUUGAACAAUUGACGAUUUCAGGAACACUUUCGCAUUCAUUCGUCUCCUGUAAUAACAGAUGUCUUAAGAAUGCUCCUCUAUAAUGUCUCUCGAAUGUCUCUAUUACUCCCUGGUCUAAUAGCUGAAUUAAGCUCGUGACAUUCGGUGGCAAAAUCUGACAAUUAUCACUAUUGCAUAGAUUUUGAGGGUGGUUGGCGCAUUGUCAACAAGCAACAAUGCUUUGAUGGGAAGGUUUUUUUAUUUUAAAAAGGAUUUUAUACUUGGGACGAAUUCAUUUUCGAACCAUUCUGAACAGUGGUCGACAUCCAUGAGCAUUUUUGGCUUCUAUAAAAAACUGGAAGUGCUUUUUCUCAAAUAUCUUUUAGAGCUCUUGGUUGUUUUGAUUUCCCAAAACACAUAGUCAUCAAUCGGUAAGUGAAAUUAAUGGAAUUGUUUACAUUUUGCGAUAAAAUAUUACUUUUUAUUGACGAAAUUAUUUAAACUGUCAGCCGUUUCGGUUAAACGAAGUUUCGGUUAAAGGAGGUUUUACUGUAUAAAAAUAAAUACAUUUAAUGAAAUACUCUAUAGGAUAAUAAUCCACUAUAGGCCAGCGUGAUAUUUAUAGAUAGAUUAUUUUUGAACCCUUAAAAGUUGUUUAAAGUUAAAAAAAAAUGUCUAAGCUGUAGUAAACUGAAUAAUAAUUUGGGUUGUAUUAUGUUUCCAAUAUCCUUUC
Diabrotica balteata is the source of this 2937-nucleotide messenger RNA. Lineage: Eukaryota; Metazoa; Arthropoda; Insecta; Coleoptera; Chrysomelidae. The record is from the annotation of a GenBank genome assembly.